CCAUAACCAUGCUGCUUGCUAUCUAUCAGGCUACCUGCUUAGGUACCAGGGGUUUUUUGUCGUCGUUAUUUCCUUUAUACCAAUGUAGCCUUCUGUUAGAGACUUUGAAAACCUCCACAAUUUGAAAACCUUCAGCUGUAUGUUAAAACGGCUUCCAAACUUUGCUUUUUCUGAGCUUAAUUAAUGUUUGAUAUAUUUUGUGCCUGCAGCCAGAACUAAAAGCGAAUGGGGAUUGAAUUGCUCUGUCUUUUUUUCCUAUUUCUACAAAGGAAUAAAAAUGUACAAGGAAAUUGUGAUUCAGGGAGUGCCAUGAACUGUGAAGAUUGUUUGCUCUCUGGACCAGGCUGUGGCUGGUGUUUCCAAGAGAAUUUUACUGAUUUAUCUGACAUUCAUAAAAGGUGUGACACUCUUGAAAAGCUCAUUUCGGAAGGAUGCCACCUGAAUUUCAUUGAAUUUCCCAUUUCCAAAGUAGAGAUCCGUGAAAACAAACAUCUGAGCGAUGGGCCACAGAUAAAUGGUUCAGAAGUCACUCAGAUUUCUCCUCAAAAGAUAACUGUUUUCCUGCGGCCAGGAAAUGAAGAAACGAUACAGAUCAACAUUCGUCAGACUGAAGAUUACCCAGUUGAUCUCUACUACCUCAUGGACCUUUCAGCUUCUAUGGAUGAUGAUCUGAAAACCAUAAAGGAACUGGGGUCCACCUUGUCCAAAGAAAUGUCUAAGCUCACCAGUAACUUUCAGAUGGGCUUUGGGUCUUUUGUUGAAAAACCAGUUUUACCAUUCAUCAAUACUCUGAAGGAAGAUCUGAAGAAUCCUUGCCGAAAUAUUGCAUUUGACUGCUUGCCAACAUUUGGAUACAAGCAUGUUCUGUCAUUGACAGACAAUGCAGAAAGAUUCAAUGAAAUUGUGAAAAAACAGAAAAUCAGUGCAAAUUUAGAUACUCCAGAAGGAGGAUUUGAUGCAAUUAUGCAGGCAGCUGUUUGUAAGGAAAAAAUUGGCUGGAGAAAUGAUUCAUUACAUCUGUUAGUAUUUGUGAGUGAUGCCGAUUCUCAUUUUGGGAUGGAUAGUAAAUUAGCAGGAAUAGUUAUUCCAAAUGAUGGAAAAUGCCACUUGGAUCAACAGAAUGAAUACUCCAUGUCAACUGUUUUGGAAUACCCAAGUUUAGGACAAUUGAUAGAGAAGAUUGUGCAAAACAACAUUCUGUUAAUUUUUGCAGUCACCAAGGAACAAGUUAAUUUAUAUCAGCAAUAUGCAGAUCUUAUUCCUGGAGCUACUGUUGGAACACUACAGCAUGAUUCUGGAAAUGUUCUUCAAUUGAUUGUAGAUGCAUAUAAGUCACUCAGGUCUGAGAUAGAGCUGGAGGUGCUGGGAGACACAGAUGGAUUAAAACUUGAUCUUACUGCCAUCUGCAGCCAGGGCUCUGCCUUUCCACACCAGAAGAAAUGCUCUCAUAUUAAAGUUGGAGAACAGGUCACUUUCAAUGUGACUUUAAGUUUAAGCCCUUCAGCUUGUGGGGAAAGGAGAAGGAAAGUCCUAAUGAAGGCCACUGGUCUAAAUGAAGCGUUGGAGAUUGAGAUCCAGCCCGAAUGUAGCUGUCAUUGUCAGAAGGAAGCGGAGGUGAAUAACUCCAAGUGUAACUAUGGGAAUGGUUCUUUCGAGUGUGGAGUAUGUGUGUGUAACCCUGGCUACAUGGGUCCAGACUGUAAAUGUAGUGAAAAAGAUGCACUGGCUACAGAGUCCUGCAAAAGUUUCCCUGAACAGAUCUUGUGCAGCGGAAGAGGCGACUGCUAUUGUGGACAAUGUAUUUGCCAUCUUUCAGCAUAUGGAAAUAUAUAUGGGCCAUACUGUGAAUGUGAUGAUUUCUCUUGUGGCAGAUUCAGAGGGCUGGUCUGUGGAGGCAAUGGGGACUGUGCCUGUGGUCAAUGCAGUUGCCACCCUGGCUGGAUAGGUGAAUACUGUAACUGUACCACGGAUACCGAGAGUUGCAUUUCUAAUGAUGGCGUCAUCUGCAGUGGGAGAGGCAAAUGUGUGUGUGGAAAAUGUGUAUGCACAAAUCCUGGGGUUUCAGGCAAUGUCUGUGAAAAAUACCCUACAUAUGAUGAUCCUUGCAACUCUAAACGGAGCUGUGUGGAAUGUUAUCUACUGCAUCAGGAAGACUGCGCUGAAAAAUGUAAAUUGGUUGACGCAGUGAUCAGUCACGAUGAAGGUUUUUCCUCAUCCUCAGAUAUUACGGAAGAUAAAUGGGUUCGUUGUGUGUUACACGGGAAAAAUGAAUCUGUUAUCACAUUUCUGAUGACAGCUAAUGAACAGGGAAAUGUCAUCAUUCACAACAUAAAGCAAAAAGAUUAUCCACAACCUCCAAAUAUUACAACGAUUAUGUUGGGUGUUUCUACUGCAGUAGUCGUCACUGGGAUUGUCUUACUUUCCAUGUGGAAAUUGUUUAUUUCAUUUGAAGACCGUAAAGAAGUUGCUAAAUUUGAAGCAGAGAGGUCAAAGGCCAAAUGGCAAACGGGAACAAAUCCCCUCUACAGAGGGUCCACAUCAACUUUUAAGAAUGUAACAUACAAGCAAAAAGAAAGGCAACGUGGCAAUCCUGCCAAUGCAUUCUAAUAAUUCGAAAUUAUGAAGAAAACUGUUCUGGAAAACUUUUUUUUUU
Pseudonaja textilis is the source of this 2653-nucleotide messenger RNA. Lineage: Eukaryota; Metazoa; Chordata; Lepidosauria; Squamata; Elapidae. The record is from RefSeq and is a predicted model, not a curated record.